CUACAGCUCAACUUCCAAUUGCAACUUAUUAGUCGACCUCGAUCAGCUCACACACCACCAACUCCCAUUGCCGUCAUGGCGUCCAACAAUAUGGCCCGUCGCCUGCUGGCUCUUCCACCGCCUCUCCGAACAAUCGCCCUCCAGCGCUCCCUCGCCGUCUCCGCCACGCACUUCGCAAACAUCACUCCAAUGCGCUCAUACGCCACAUACAACACUAAUGCCUCUGCCGCACCCUCCUCAUCUUCGCAAAGCUCCGUCAACGCGACCGAGGUCUCCCACUUCAACACCCUCGCCUCGUCAUGGUGGGAUCCACACGGCUCUUCGCGACUCCUACAUCUCAUGAACCCAUUGCGACACCAAUUCAUACGAAAAUGCCUCUCCCGCGACCUCGAUUAUCCGGAGAUACAGAGUGGGCAAAAGAAAUUGAAGUUCCUUGAUAUCGGCUGCGGAGGUGGGAUUUUCGCUGAGAGUGCUGCGCGAUCAGCAAUGGCGAAGAGUGUCCUUGCCAUCGAUCCUACGCCUGAAUGUAUUCGAGUCGCGAAGGGGCAUGCCAGACAGGAUCCUUUGCUCAUGGAACCAGGACGAUUGACGUAUAAGAAUAUCGCGAUUGAGGAGCUUCCGUUUCCGGAGAAGGAAGAGGAGGGCUUUGAUGUCAUAAGUGUGUUUGAAGUGAUCGAGCAUAUUCAAAAACCGGCGCCGUUUUUGGAGAAUGUAUUGAGGCAUUUGAAGCCUGGAGGAUGGCUUGUGGGGAGUACGAUUGCGAGAACGGGGACGAGUUGGUUUACGACUAAGUUUGUUGCUGAGGAGGUUUUGAGGAUGGUGCCGAGGGGGACGCAUGAGUGGAGUCAGUAUAUCAAUCCUGGGGAGAUGAGGGAGUGGGCCAGAGGGAGGCAGGAGUCGGAUGUGUUGGUGGGUGGUGAUGGGUGGCAGCAGAUGGGUGUGGUGUAUGUGCCGGGUUUGGGGUGGAAAGUGGUGGAUGGGAGUGAGGAUUGGGGGAACUAUUUCUUUGGAGUGAGGAAGGCUGGGAAGGCGGAGGUGUAGAUUGCUUCUGCUGGAAGACCGGUCUUCAACACAUCAAGGAAGCUUGGUCUCGGAUCGAGACCUUUGGCAUCACGGGAGAGCUACACUCAUGCUCUGCGAUCAAUGAGCAGGUCAUAUCAUAACGACGCCCAGCCAAAAUCUUCUGAACCUCACAUCACGCCAACCUCGGACCCAGAUCGAAGCUGGCUCUACGUGCGAACCCCAUUCUAUCGGGACCCAUACUGGACUCGGGAAACAAUGCCACC
Cercospora beticola is the source of this 1286-nucleotide messenger RNA. RefSeq lists its product as uncharacterized. Gene Ontology annotation, cellular component: mitochondrion. Lineage: Eukaryota; Fungi; Ascomycota; Dothideomycetes; Mycosphaerellales; Mycosphaerellaceae. Gene Ontology annotation, biological process: ubiquinone biosynthetic process. The record is from RefSeq and is a predicted model, not a curated record. Gene Ontology annotation, molecular function: 2-methoxy-6-polyprenyl-1,4-benzoquinol methyltransferase activity.